AUGGGAGCCACUUCUCCGAGGAGCCAGGCGCCUCUCCUGCCGCCAGCGUUCCCUGCCUUCUGUCCCGGAGGAGCCCUCCUGGGGGUCCUGGUGCUGCUUGCGCUGCCGGCGGCCUGGGGUCAAUGCCAAUCCCCGGUGCACCUUACAUUCGCCAUGCCUACAGAACUGAUUGAGAAAGAUGAGUUUCCUGUUGGGACAUCUUUGAAGUAUAAAUGCCGCCUUGGUUACUACAGAAGAGUGUUCUCUAUCACCUGCCUGCAAAACUCUGUCUGGUCAAGCCCUGAAAACAACUGUAGGCGUAAAUCAUGUGGAUCCCUUCCAGAGCUCAUAAAUGGCAAAAUGGACUUCAACAAAGACACCCAGUUUGGAUCAACUGUUAAUUAUUUUUGUAAUGAAGGAUACCGACUCAUCGGUAAAUCCUCUGCUGCAUGCAUCAUCUCUGGCAACUCUGUCACCUGGGAUAAUGACCCACCUAUUUGUGAGAGCAUUCCUUGUGGGCCACCCCCAGCCAUCACCAAUGGAGAUUUCAUUAGCACCGACAGAGAAUACUUUCCGUACGGAACAGUGGUGACCUAUCGCUGCAAUCUUGGAGAGAGAAGGCAGAAGCUGUUUGACCUUGUGGGUGAGCCGUCAAUAUAUUGCACCAGUGAAGACAAUCAAGUUGGCAUCUGGAGUGGCCCUCCCCCUCAGUGCAUUACACCUAAUAAAUGCACGCCUCCAGUCAUUGAAAAUGGAAUAAGGAUGUCUGAGAACAAAAGCUUAUUUUCUUUACGUGAAAGCGUGAGGUUUAGGUGUCAGCCCGGCUUUGCCAUGAAAGGACCCUCCACUGUUGAAUGCCAGGCCCAAAACAAGUGGGGACCGGAGUUGCCCAGCUGCUCCAGGGUAUGUCAGCCACCUCCAAAAGUCCUGCAUGGUAAACACACCACCCCAAGCCACAAGAACAACUUUUCUCCUGGGCAGGAAGUGUUCUACAGCUGUGAGCCUGGCUAUGAUCUCAGAGGGGCUGCUUCUCUGCAUUGUACGCCCCAGGGAGACUGGAGCCCGUCAGCCCCCAAAUGUGCAGUGAAAUCAUGUGCUGCCUUCCUGGACCAGUUACCUAAUGGACAUGUACUCUUUCCAAUUAAUUUUCAGCUUGGAGCAAAAGUAUCCUUCGUUUGUGAUGAGGGAUUCCAAUUAAAAGGCAGUUCUGCUAGUUACUGUGUCUUGGUUGGAAUGGAAAGCCUUUGGAACAGCAGCGUUCCUGUGUGUGAACAAAUCUUGUGUCCAAAUCCUCCUGAUAUCCUUAAUGGGAGACACACAGGAAAACCUCUGGAAGUCUUUCCUUUUGGAAAAGAAGUCACUUACACAUGUGACCCGCACCCAGAGAGAGGGAUGAUCUUCAGACUCACUGGGGAGAGCACCAUCCGCUGUACCAGUGACAGUCAAGGGAACGGAGUUUGGAGCAGCCUCGCCCCUCGCUGUGGACUUCCAGGUCACUGUAACACACCAGAUCAUUUUCAAUUUGCCAAGUUGAAAAUCCAGACCAAUGAAUCUGAGUUUCCCAUUGGGACAUCUUUAAAGUAUGAAUGCCGCCCUGAGUACCACAGGAAGUCAUUCUCUAUCACGUGUCUACAAAACCUCAUGUGGUCAAGUGCCAAAGAUGUCUGUAAACGUAAAUCAUGUAAAACUCCUCCAGACCCUGUGAAUGGUGUGGUGCACAUAGAUACAGACACCCAGUUCGGACCCAGAAUCAAGUUUUCUUGUAAUAGAGGGUAUCAACUCAUUGGUCACUCCGCUGCUGAAUGUAUUAUCUCAGGCAAUACUGUCUUUUGGGAUUCAGAGCCACCAAUUUGUGAACGCAUUCCUUGUGGGCCACCCCCAGCCAUCACCAAUGGAGAUUUCAUUAGCACCGACAGAGAAUACUUUCCGUACGGAACAGUGGUGACCUAUCGCUGCAAUCUUGGAGAGAGAAGGCAGAAGCUGUUUGACCUCGUGGGUGAGCCGUCAAUAUAUUGCACCAGUGAAGACAAUCAAGUUGGCAUCUGGAGUGGCCCUCCCCCUCAGUGCAUUACACCUAAUAAAUGCACGCCUCCAGUCAUUGAAAAUGGAAUAAGGAUGUCUGAGAACAAAAGCUUAUUUUCUUUACGUGAAAGCGUGAGGUUUAGGUGUCAGCCCGGCUUUGCCAUGAAAGGACCCUCCACUGUUGAAUGCCAGGCCCAAAACAAGUGGGGACCGGAGUUGCCCAGCUGCUCCAGGGUAUGUCAGCCACCUUCAGAAGUCCUACAUGGUAAACACACUCCAAGCCACAAGAACAACUUUUCCUCUGGGCAGGAAGUGUUCUACAGCUGUGAGCCCGGCUAUGAUCUCAGAGGGGCUGCUUCUCUGCACUGUAUGCCCCAGGGAGACUGGAGCCCGGAAGCUCCCAGAUGUGCAGUGAAAUCAUGUGCUGACUUCCUGGACCAACUUCCUAAUGGACAUGUGCUCUUUCCACUUAAUUUCCACCUUGGGGCAAAAGUGUCCUUCGUUUGUGAUGAGGGGUUCCAGUUAAAGGGAAGCUCAGCCAGUUACUGUAUCUUGGUUGGAACGAAAAGCCUUUGGAAUAACAGUGUUCCUGUGUGUGAACAAAUCUUUUGUCCAAAUCUGCUGACUAUCCUUAACGGGAACCACACAGGAACUUCUCUGGGAGGCAUUUCCUGUGGAAAAGAAAUAUCUUGCACAUGUGACCCCCACCCAGACAGAGGGAUGACUUUCAAUCUCUUUAGGGAGAGCACCAUCCACUGCACAAGUGACAGUCAAGGGAGUGAGGUUUGGAGCAUCCCUGACCCUCACUGUGAACUUUCUGGUUCUGUUGGUCAUUGUAAAGCCCCUAAACAGUUUUCAUUUACAAAGCCUACAGUCCUGACUGAUGAAUCUGAGUUUCCAGUUGGGACAUCUUUGAAUUAUGAAUGCUUCCUUGGGUAUUUUGAAAAUAUGUUCUCCAUCACCUGCUUAGAAAACUUGGUCUCGUCAAGUGCCAAGAUAUUUAGAGAUAUGAGAAAAUCAUGUGGAAAACCUCCAGAACCCUUCAAUGGCAUGGUGCAUAUAAACACAGAUACGCAGUUUGGAUCAACAGUUAAUUAUUCAUGUAAUAAAGGGUAUCGACUCAUUGGUUCCCCUUCUGCUACUUGUCUCCUCUCAGGCAUUGAUGUCACUUGGGAUAAGAAGGCACCUAUUUGUGAGAGUAUACAUUGUGAGCCACCCCCAGCCAUAUCCAAUGGAGACUUCUACAGCAGCAAUAGAAACGUUUAUCAAUAUGCAACAGUGGUAACUUAUCAGUGUCACACUGGGCCAGAUGGAGAAAAGCUGUUUGACCUCGUGGGAGAACAGUCAAUAUACUGUACCAGCAAAGACAAUCAGCUUGGUGUUUGGAGCAGCCUUCCUCCUCAGUGUAUUUCUGCUAAUAAAUGCACAACUCCAGAAGUUGAAAAUGGAAUUAGAGUGUCGGGAAAUAAGAGUUCAGUUUCCUUAAGUGAGAUUGUGAGAUUUAGCUGUCAGCCUGGCUUUGUCAUAAGAGGGUCCAGCACUGUGCAAUGCCGGGCCAACAACACAUGGGUACCUGAGCUGCCAAGCUGCUCCAGAGUGUGUCAACCUCCUCCAGAAAUCCUGCACGGUAAGCACAUCCCAAGCCAUAAGGAUGACUUUUCCUCUGACCAGGAAGUGUUCUACAGCUGUGAGCCUGGCUAUGAUCUCAAAGGGGCUGCUUCUCUGCGCUGUACAUCCCAGGGAGACUGGAGCCCAGAAGCUCCCAGAUGUGCAGUGAAAUCAUGUGCUGACUUCCUGGACCAACUUCCUAAUGGACGUGUGCUCUUUCCACUUAAUUUCCAGCUUGGAGCAAAAGUAUCCUUCAUCUGUAAUGAGGGGUUCCGAUUAAAAGGCAGCUCUGCUUGUCAUUGUGUCUUGGUUGGAAUGAAAAGCCUUUGGAACAGCAGUGUUCCUGUGUGUGAACAAAUCUUUUGUCCAAAUCCUCCAGCUAUCCCUAAUGGAAAACACACAGGAACUUCUCUGGGAGACAUUCCUUAUGGAGAAGAAAUUGUUUACACAUGUGACUCCCACCCAGACAGAAGGAUGACCUUCAGCCUCACUGGGGAGAGCACCAUCCGCUGCACCAGUGACAGUCAAGGAAAUGGGGUUUGGAGUGGCCCUGCCCCUCGCUGUGAACGUUCUGUUCCUGCUGCUUGUCCACAUCCACCCAAGAUCCACAAUGGCCACCACAUUGCAGGACAUGCCUCUCCAUAUCUUCCUGGGAUGACAGUCAACUACACCUGUGACCCAGGCUACAAGAUGGUGGGAAAGGCCUUCAUUUUCUGUACACACCAGGGAACCUGGAGCCUGUGUGAUCUUUAUUGCAAAGAAGUAAAAUGUAGCCUCCCACAGAUUAUGAAUGGAGUCCAGAAGGAACUGAAAAUGAGAAAAGUAUAUCACUCUGGAGAUAAUGUAACUUUGGAGUGUGAAGAUGGGUAUACUCUGGAAGGCAAUCCCUGGAGUCAGUGCCAGGAAGAUGACCUGUGGGACCCUCCUCUGGCCAUAUGUACCUCUCGCACGAGUGAUUAUCUCAUAGUUGGCAUGUUCUUUGGUAUGAUCUUCUUGAUUUUACCCAUCAUUGUUUCCUGUUUGAUAAUUCUAAAGCGCAAAAAAGGGAACAAUACAGAUGAAAACUUGAAAGAAGCAGUUAUCCAUUUGCAUCCCAAAGAAGGCAGUGGUGUCCAUCCUCAUACUCUGCAAACAAAUCAGGAAAAUAUCAGUGUCCUUCCUUGACAAAGUACUAUAAAGCUGGAGAACACCUCCAAUUAAAAUGUUGAUUGGGAAGGAGCCAAUUCAUUUCAACAGAAUAAGAUCUGAGACUCAUAAAAUCUUUGAAGUGACUUCACAGAGAUGCAAAUGUGCACUUGAAGAUGCUGAAGCU
Messenger RNA from Kogia breviceps (pygmy sperm whale), 4921 nucleotides. NCBI's taxonomy places the organism in Eukaryota, Metazoa, Chordata, Mammalia, Artiodactyla, Physeteridae. The record is from RefSeq and is a predicted model, not a curated record.